This is a messenger RNA of Fonsecaea erecta, 2310 nucleotides long. RefSeq lists its product as hypothetical. Lineage: Eukaryota; Fungi; Ascomycota; Eurotiomycetes; Chaetothyriales; Herpotrichiellaceae. Bases 1 to 2310 code for a protein of 769 amino acids. The record is from RefSeq and is a predicted model, not a curated record. Gene Ontology annotation, biological process: regulation of DNA-templated transcription. The transcript has 5 exons. Gene Ontology annotation, molecular function: FMN binding; DNA-binding transcription factor activity, RNA polymerase II-specific; NAD(P)H dehydrogenase (quinone) activity.
AUGGCUCCCAAGAUCGCCAUCAUCUACUACUCCAUGUACGGCCAUGUCGCCCAACUGGCCCAGGCAGAGAAGAAGGGUAUUGAGGCAGCCGGUGGCACCGCCGAUAUCUACCAAAUCGAGGAAACCCUCCCCCAAGAGGUUCUGGGCAAGAUGCACGCCCCAGGCAUGAAUAAGGACGUUCCCGUCAUCACCCCCGAGAUCCUGGUCAAGUACGAUGCUUUCCUCUUCGGCGUUGCCACCCGUUACGGCACAUAUUCCGCCCAGUGGAAGACCUUCAUCGAUAGACUCGGCGGACAAUGGCAGGCCGGCGCUCUCUUUGGAAAAUACUUCGGCCUGUUCAUCAGCACGGCCACUAUGGGCGGUGGGCAAGAGACCACAGCCAUCACGGCCCUCUCGUCGUGGAUUCACCAGGGCAUGAUCUAUGUGCCCUUGGGUUAUGCCAAAGCCUUCCCUAUCAUGGCCGACCUCAGCGCAGUCCGUGGCGGUAGCCCAUGGGGCGCAGGCACAUUUGCCGGUGCCGACGGGUCCCGACAGCCUUCGUCCUCCGAGUUGGAGCUCGCUACCAUCCAGGGCAAAUCCUUCUACGAGCUAGUCAGCAAGAGCAUCCGUCGAGUCUGUGCAGUCUAUUAUCAGGAAAUGUCAAGUGCGCAGGCGGCGGCGGCCUCACUGCUUGAGGCCUAUGGCCCCUACCCCAUUGCCAGAACCUUUGCUGCCACCGAUUCGGUGCCCGAACUUUUAGAUUCAGAGGUGCCCGCAUACAGCGCCGCCUUUGAUGCGGAUCCUUCGGUCAAGAGGCAUUCUGCCUGCGAUGAGUGCAGAAAGCGCAAGUUGAAGUGCUCAGGCGAACCCACUGGUUGUGAACGAUGCGUCAAGCAGCAGUUGACGUGCCAUUACUCGGCUCAGAAGCAAAUGGGAAGACCACGCAAGAGACAAAGGACUGACGACUUCCCUCAGGCGGACGACCUCUCCUCUGCACAUACGUCUCGUUUCACAGGUCCUCUACAGCCUCCUCCGAUUCCGGCCUAUUACCAUCAUCCGCGUCAUCCUCCACCGCCCGAGGUUGUCGAACCUGUGAUUGACCCAGAACUCUCUGAAAAAGCCGUUGAGCGUACAAAUUUUGAGAACAUCUGCAAUGCUCCCAUAAGCCAGUCCAUCAAACGGACCAGCGACGACGCCCGCGCCGCUGCGGAGAGGGCACACUCCUCAAAGAUUGGCAGUGGUGGCAGCCAGCUCCCUGCACGAGGCUCGAGCAGCACCUCACCGUACGAUGGGCCUCGCACGCCUCCAGGAGGAAACGACACUAUGUCCAAGGUCACCUACCCAAUUGACAUCUCGCUGUGGCCGGACUUCAGUGACAUGACCAUGCUUCCAAUGCUGGUACAAGACAGCCACGAGUACGAGAAACAGUUAAACAACGCGGGCCCGGACUCUUCUGCGUCUUGUGGCACAGGGUCUCGGCCGCAUCACAACCAGCCUUCGGAGCCCAACACACAUCCAAGCACGUUGAACCAACUGCCCGUCAUGCCAGCUUGCCCCUGCCUGCCCAACCUCUAUCUCACGCUCUCGACUCUGUCCGCCCUGUCCGCAUUUCCUGUGUCAUCCGGUAUGAUAGAUACCCUCCUUGCUGCACAUCGCACAGGUCGCGCCGUCCUUUAUUGCCCCGUUUGCCCUCAGAAGCUACAAUCGGGGUCUCUGAACGUAUUUAUGAGCACCAUGUUGAUUACUGUGCUUACGGAUCAUUGGCACCGCGUCAAAAAGGCCAGUGCCAGAGAGCUGAAGGUUGGAUUUGGUAGCGCGGAAUCAGAGCCACCAGAUGAUAUCACGGAACCCAUGGGCGUCCGCGAAGACCUCGAGUGGCGCACAUUUGGAUAUUAUCUAGUUCGAGCGUAUGUUGUGGGCGACCAACCAAUCCCUGACCCGCCCAACGCGCCCUCGUCCAAUACUUCUUGGAGAAAACCGCAAGUCGUGCCCACGCAAAUAUCUUCAGAGGAUAGCGAUACAUCCACCAUUUACACACUCGAAUCGCUCGUGGCAGCUAUCGAAAGGCGGCAGAAACAAUGGCAUGAUGUUCAACCCUACCACGACUCACAGGAAUUUCCUCCUCGUCUGGAGCACCAUCAUUUAGACGCUGGUGCUCACGGUUUGCCACGAGGGUACACAUCAGGGAUGACGCUCGAGGAUCUUAAGAAGUGCGAAGAAGAGAAUCGGGCGAGCGGUGGUGCCGAUGACGGAUUGCUCUGUUUGAGGCUUGUGAAGCAUUCCAGGAUCAUGCUGGGGACCCUGGAUGGAGGUGUACCGAGAAUCGAAUGA